UUAUAUACGGUGUUAGAUUGAUCCAUUCCAUAUACCAAUUUAUACGGAAUCAGUAAAACCAAUCCUCUAUUUCUAUCGAAGCAUGAAAACAAAAGGGGGUUCACUUAAAUUCGAAGACAUCUGCAUCCAGUUCCGGCUCACUGGAUGUAUAAUGGUAUCAACUUGCGAUGUUACCAUUUAGUUCAUAACCUUUGGGUACCCUGGAUACCUACAUCGAUAUGGGUAACUAAGAUGGUAGGCCACGCCUUGUUGAUCAAACAGAUUGCGAAAUCCGAAUAGUAAAGUUUCUUUCCUUGAGAGUUGGCACUAUUGGGAAAAUCAGUGGUAUUUUUUGAUUUUUCGCGAAAGAACGAUGGUGACUAACCAGAACUUGUGUGCCUAUUAUCAGCAGGAUAUAACUGGAAACUGUCAACGUGAAGACACAACGGAGUGGGGAGAUUGUAAUUUGUCCUGGUUGCUGAAUUACAAGAUUCACGAAUUGCCACCAAUACCAGCUGAAACACCGAAUUUAGUAGAUGACAACAUCAUUUUGGAAUCACUUCCAGAUACCCUUACGUUUGAGUUCACCGAUCUAGAUGGCAACGAUUUUGAUUUGGGAAACACAGAGAUAAUAUUUGCAGAAGAGAGUGAAAUAAUACCACAAGAAACCUUCAAACAUACAGGGCCUACUAAACCUCCGUACACUUACACUGAAUUGAUAGAGCAUGCUUUGACAGAUAAGGGGGAAUUGACAGUUUCUGGCAUUUAUCAUUGGAUAUCGGAACAUUUCCCUUUCUACAAAGAGGGUGACGAUCGUUGGAAGAAUUCUGUACGCCACAAUUUGUCCAUCAAUCCACAUUUUCGUAAAGGCAGUAAAGCACCACAUGGAGCAGGCCACUUAUGGACCAUAGCUGAGAAAAUUAGGAGAAAGUCAAUGCAAAUAAUCUUCUUCCCACAAAACUCUAAUGAAGAACGAUGAACGUAAACUUUUUUUUAACUGAUCGAUAUUUCUGUC
This is a messenger RNA of Harmonia axyridis, 994 nucleotides long. RefSeq names its product forkhead box protein N2-like. The record is from RefSeq and is a predicted model, not a curated record. Gene Ontology annotation, cellular component: nucleus. The transcript has 5 exons. Gene Ontology annotation, biological process: regulation of DNA-templated transcription. Bases 353 to 958 code for a protein of 201 amino acids. Lineage: Eukaryota; Metazoa; Arthropoda; Insecta; Coleoptera; Coccinellidae. Gene Ontology annotation, molecular function: cis-regulatory region sequence-specific DNA binding; DNA-binding transcription factor activity.